UUUAAUUUGUCAAUUUGUGAUUUCGAGUUUAGUGAUAUUUUUUUUGUGAUUUUUCUAAAAAAAAAGACUUGGAAUAUUGUUUUCAUUUGUUUAAAAUUAAAAAAUCGUGAUGCUGCCAUUUUGUAAUACAAAUAAAACAAUAUAUAUUAAUCCUAAUUUUAAAGGAAAACUGCCUACACCAGAUAAUGGUGUCUCAUUGCAAACACAAUCUGUAAUUCCCAAAAAUGCACAUAUAAAUCCUUUAUUCUUGGAAGCUCAAAAGUAUAGGCAGACAAUUCACAUGAAUCCAGCAUUUUUACAAAAAAUUCAAGAGCGCCAACAAAUGCAACUACUCCCACAACAGUUGCAGCAGCAAGAAGUGCAAGAUGCCAACAAGUGUAAAAACCUACCAGCACAAAAUGAUUCAAGUAACUUCCUGACGACUCAAUCAGCAAUAAAAUCAUUAAGUGAAAAGAACCCAAUAUCUGAAAGUCGUAAGAUUAUUUGCAAGUCUAAAAAUCGUUUAAUAAGGGAACCUUUGAUCAAAAAGGAAUGUCAGCCUCCAAAGCUAUCGAAACCUACUAUUCCGCUGCCGCCAUUGUUAGUAUUAAGCAAGCGUAAAUUAAUUAGAAAAGUGUCUCCUGUACCAGUAGCGUUUAAUAAAACUGAACCAAAGUGCUGCGAUGAGACUAAUACAAGGAUAACAAAAUACAAGUUGGAUAAUCGCGAUAUUCGGAAGAAAUCCAUACUUCCGCCCACACCAAAAAUUAAACGUACAUCCUUUGUAGGUCGCUUUGCACUGAGAAGAACUUCUAUAAGCCAAAUUUCUAAUACAUUAACUAGGAAAUCAUUAACAAUUAAUAAGAACACAAAUAAAAAGUUGCAAGUGCUUAACAUUAAUGGUCUGCUUUAUAAAUCUACACAAAACUCUUUAAAGUUGAAGGACAUGGGUACAAUUAGACCGUCUAAUACCUUAUUGAAAUCAUGUAAUACUAUUUUAUCCAGUGCAAAAACAUCUAACGAUAAUAUAAAACCAAAUCAAGGUCUAACUAUAUUCGUAAGAGGAACUAAAUAUGUAAUGGACGCUAAUAAAUUUAAAUUAACUAGAGUAACAAAAACUGAUAAUGCUCCCACCAAUAUUACGCCUAAUAAUAAUCAAUCAUCCCAAACACCAACUUGUAAACGAAUUGAUAUUGGCGGCUAUACCUAUAUAUCCAUUAAUUCGGCUAAAAACGUUCUGAUUCGUACAACAAAUCAUUUAUCUCGUGCUUACGUUCACAAUGCCAAACAAAAGAGUCUGCAAAUGCUAACGAAACGUUUGGUUAAAACUAAUAUACCGUGUCCCAUCUUCCAGCGUAUUGGCAAAUGUGCAGCAUUCGAAAGAGGGAAAUGUUUUAAAGUUCAUAAUAAGUUGCAAGUUGCUAUCUGCAGCAAAUUUCUACGUGGUGAAUGUCUUAAUACAAGCUGUUUAUUGUCCCAUAAUGUAUCGUUAUCAAAAAUGCCAGUAUGUAAGUUUUUCCUUCAAGGAGUAUGUGUUCGAAAUGAUUGUCCCUAUCUGCAUAAAAAAUUAAGCAACAAAGCUGAACUUUGCAUAGAUUUUCUAAGAGGUUUUUGCCAAUUGGCUGAUAAGUGUAAUAAACGCCAUGAAUUUGUUUGUCCUGAAGUUGAACGAAACAAUGUAUGCAACACCAAAAACUGUAUUUAUUGUAAUGCCAAACGGCGAAAAGAAUCCAAAAUAGAAAAGAAAUCAUUUAAAUUCCAAACUAAAGACGUAACACAUUCAAAUACACAAUUGUCCACAGCAAGCAGUUCGUCAGAAGUUGUAGAAAAUCCAUCUAGCAAUCGUUACUUCAUAGAGCCGUGUGAUAAAACAACUAAAGAUACAAAUGAAAGUAAUAAACAGAAUGAAGACAACGACACUGAUAUGGAUGUAGCAAGAGAGUGUUUUGAAGAAAAUGUUGAAAGUUGUCUAAAAACACGUCCAAAAUUGGGUGUUUUGCCAUCUUAUAUACCAUUGUGAUCGGAAGAGUGGAGGAAUGAAAGAGAUAUUCCAAACGUCAGGUACAAAAAUAUAUCACGUAUGUUCUUAAUAUAUUAAUUUUAUUUUUAGUUAUAUUUUGUCUUAUGACUCUAUUACGUUUUAUUGAUUAUUAUUGACUGCCGUGAGGUAGUCUAAUACUUAAAUAUUUUUUCAGAAUUAAAAAUAAAAGUGAUGAUUAUAUAAAAAUAAA
Lucilia cuprina (Australian sheep blowfly) is the source of this 2210-nucleotide messenger RNA. It is a transcript of the gene ZC3H3, whose product is annotated as zinc finger CCCH domain-containing protein 3. NCBI's taxonomy places the organism in Eukaryota, Metazoa, Arthropoda, Insecta, Diptera, Calliphoridae. The transcript is spliced from 3 exons. Gene Ontology annotation, cellular component: nucleus. The record is from RefSeq and is a predicted model, not a curated record. The coding region runs from base 110 to 1999 and encodes 629 amino acids. Gene Ontology annotation, molecular function: metal ion binding.